AUGUCACGGAUACUGCGAUUGUUGCAAGUUUUCAAACCAUAUACGGUCGUAUGCAGUGUGCACCGAAUUUGUCAAGGCAAGAAUGCAGUGACUGCUUGGAUUGGAGCAUCUCAGAUAUCCGAAGGUUUUCUAAAAACAAGGUUUGAAAUUUACCCCUUCUACGACUCUACCACAGUAUUAGAUCCUGCACCGGUAUCAGUUUCGCGGAAAACAGAGUCAUUCAUUGUUAAAAGAGUGAGAAGAAGGAAGGAAAAAAAUCACGGCAACUCUUUGCGAACUGCCAUCGUCAUAGUUGUGCCAACUGUUCUCGUUGUUCUUGCUCUGCUGAUUGUUAUUAGCAGAUACUUUAGAAGGAUAGCAAUGAAAAAUCUUCUACCUGUGAAAUCAGAUGUCUUUAGUUUUGGUGUUCUAGUUCUUGAGAUUGUUAGUGGCCAGAAGAACCACUAUAUUUGUAAUGAGAAGAAUGGGGAAGAUGUAUUAAACUUUGCAUGGAGAAACUCGGUAGAGGGGACAGUUACAAGUUUUAUAGAUCUAACAUUGAAGAAUAAUAGUUCACAAAAUGAAAUGAUAAGAUGCAUCCACAUUGAUUUACUCUGUGUUGAGGAAACUUUGAAUAACAGACCAACCAUGGCUAAUGUUGCACUCAUGCUUAAUACUUGUUCUAUCACUCUCCCAGUGCCUAAAAAAAACCUGCAUUUUUUAUGGAUAGUGCAACUGGAAGCCUUCCAAACAUGUCAUGGGAAAGUUAAUUCAUUGCAAACAAAGUCGACCCAAUCCACUGCUAGAUCAGCUCAGGAAUCACUGAAUGAGGCUUCAAUCACUCAACUACACCCUCGCUAG
This is a messenger RNA of Sphenostylis stenocarpa, 840 nucleotides long. The record is from the annotation of a GenBank genome assembly. NCBI's taxonomy places the organism in Eukaryota, Viridiplantae, Streptophyta, Magnoliopsida, Fabales, Fabaceae.